Molecule: messenger RNA, 1010 nt
Organism: Propithecus coquereli (Coquerel's sifaka)
Lineage: Eukaryota; Metazoa; Chordata; Mammalia; Primates; Indriidae
Gene: TFAM
Product: transcription factor A, mitochondrial
Exons: 7
Coding region: 146-886 (246 amino acids)
Molecular function (GO): transcription cis-regulatory region binding
Source: RefSeq, a predicted model, not a curated record
UUCCCAUAGUGCCUCGCAGUGGCGGGCAUGAUAACAAAUUCCGAAGAGUCGCACGCGGGUUCGAGUUUUCAUUGUUGGGAUUGUUCUGUUGUGCCAGGAGGCUCCACGAGAUUGGGGCUCGGUCACUGCCUUGACCGGCGGUGCGAUGGCGCUUCUCCGGAGCGUGUGGGGCGUGCUGAGUGCCCUGGGGAGGUCCGGAGCGGAGCUGUGCGCUGGCUGUGGAAGUCGCCUGCGCUCACCCUUCAGUUUUGUGUAUGUACCGAAAUGGUUUUCAUCCGCCUUGGCUAGUUAUCCAAAGAAACCUUUGACUUCAUACCUUCGAUUUUCUAAAGAACAGCUACCCAUAUAUAAAGCUCGGAACCCAGAUGCGAAAAAUAAAGAACUAAUUAAAAAAAUUGCUGAAGUAUGGAGGGAACUUCCUGAAUCAGAGAAAAAAAUAUAUGAAGAUGCUUACAGGGCAGACUGGCAGGCAUACAAAGAAGAGGUAAACAGAAUUCAGGAGCAACUAACUCCAAGUCAGAUGGUAUCUUUGGAAAAAGAAAUCAUUCAAAAACGUUUAAAAAAGAAAUCAUUAAUAAAAAAGAGAGAGUUAACAAUGCUUGGAAAACCGAAAAGACCUCGCUCAGCUUAUAACAUUUUUGUAUCUGAAAGCUUCCAAGAAGCUAAGGAUAGUUCAUCACAGGCAAAGCUGAAGAGCAUAAAUGAAAACUGGAAAAAUCUGUCUAAUUCUGAAAAGCAAGUAUAUAUUCAACUUGCUAAAGAUGAUAAAAUUCAUUAUGAUAAUGAAAUGAAAUCUUGGGAAGAACAAAUGAUUGAAGUUGGACGACCUGAUCUUAUACGUCGCCACAAAAAGCACCCACCAAAAGAUGGCACUGAGGAGUUUUAAAGUAGAAGAUUGAGUUGUGUUCGUGAUGGAUAGGCACAAGAAACCAAUUAGGCCUCAAUACUUGAAGCUGUUGUAAAAUUAGAAAGGAUAAAGUUGGUAAACAUUUUAUAUUCAAUUCUUUUUC